AUGUGAAACAAUUGAGUAAUUAAAACAUGGGGCAGGACAUGAUACGACUGUGGAUGACUUCCAUCGGUAUCAGCCGUUCUUCAAUGCUGUGAGGAGUGGGGAUUGGAAUAAAGCAAAGGAGUUUCUUACCCUACAUCCCAAUGCAAUAAGAGCAAGAAUUCCAAACACAAAAAAGACAGCUCUUUACAUGGCAAUAGAAUUACAGCACGAGCAUAUCGUGGAAGGGUUGGUGGAGUUGAUGGCAGAGGAAGACUUGGAAAUAAAAGCUCUUGGUUGGACUGCUCUUGCUGUUGCUGCAAAUAGAGGAAAUCUCAAAAUGGUUGAAUGCAUGGUUAAAAAAAGCAAGAACAUACUUAGUAUUGCGAUUGAGGAGGGCAAUAUGACUCCAAUUCUCUUGGCUUGUCUCAAUGAACAUUGGGAAAUCGUUCAUUAUCUCUACUCUGUUACUCCACUCGACGAUCUAAUGCCAGAGAAAGGCCCGUACGGCGCUGGACUUGUUUGCCAUUCCAUGUUUGUGAAAAAAUUUGAUAUUGCACAGGAAUUAAUUCAGAGUUGCCCACAAUUGGUCCGUACUAAAGACCCCCAUGGGGUAUCCCCCAUACAUGCAUUUGCAUUGAUGGCUACUGCAUUCCCAAGUGGAACACGACUCAAAUUCUGGCAACAAUGGAUCUAUAAUUGUAUACACAUAGAAACUACUCGUGCCAUCGGUGAUGUUCAUCUAAGUGUUCAUAAUGAAGCAAAUGAAGAAGGUAAUCGAAGGGAUAGCACUUGGUCAGUGCUACGUAUAUUGCAAGGUCUGGUCACGAAUCUCCUUGAACUAUUGGGAAUCAACUGCAUACGUGAAAUAAAAUUGAUCCAUUCUCAAUCCCUUGGACUUCUAGAUCACAUGUGUGAAGUGAUAAAACAUUCAGAUGGUAUAGACAUGGAAGAUUUAUGUGGUGGAGCCAUUUUCCAAGCUGUCGAGCUAGGGGUUUUCGAGUUUAUUGAUCGUAUAUUCCAAACAAGUCCAGAUCUCGUGUGGAGCAAUAAUCAAAAUAAAAGAAACCCCUUGCAGUUUGCCAUUGAAUGUCGUCAAGAAAGGAUUUAUAGCCUGAUUUAUAGACUCGAUAAAACAGAAAGAAAUGUGAUUGGAAAUCUUGCAGAUACCUCUAACAAUAACAUGCUACAUAUGGCAGCGAUGUUAUCGCCAUUGGCAAAGCUCGAUAAUAUCUCAGGUGCAGCGUUGCAAAUGCAGAGAGAAUUGCAAUGGUUCAAGGAGGUGGAGACUAUUGUACUUCCGAGGAUGAGAGACAUUUUAAAUAAUGAGAAUUUGACACCCCGUGCUCUGUUUACCAAGAAUCACAAGGAAUUGGUGAAGGAAGGAGAAAGAUGGAUGAAAGAAACUGCAACUUCUUGUACGGUUGUAGGUGCUCUCAUUAUUACCAUCAUGUUUGCUUCAGCAUUCACAGUCCCUGGUGGAAACAAUGGAGAAACAGGCAUUCCCAUAUUCUUGGAAAAAAAGUUAUUUAUGGUUUUUAUAAUUUCAGAUGCUAUAUCGUUAUUUUCUUCCACAACUUCAGUGUUGAUGUUUCUGGGAAUCCUUACGUCACGUUAUGCAGAAAAUGAUUUCCUCAAAUCCCUGCCAACAAAGAUGAUAAUAGGCCUUUCCACCUUAUUCUUUUCUAUCGCAGCCAUGAUGGUUGCCUUUUCUUCUGGCCUUUUCAUUAUGAUUCAUGAACAAUCAUGGAUUGUUAUUCCAAUUAUUUUUCUUGCUAGUGUUCCAGUCACCUUAUUUAUUUGGAUGCAAUUUCCUCUUCUUAUUGAGAUUUUCAUUUCUACUUAUGGAAGAGGAAUAUUUGAUAGGAACGUCAAACCGUAGACAUAAAUUCUUGAUGGUAUGUAUACGUGAUAUUGUAUAACUUUCGUAUAAUAUUGACACUUCUUUGAAUCUUGUAUGUGUUUGUGGCAUCCUAUAAUAAAAAUUUGAAGUUCAGUAUC
Messenger RNA from Prunus dulcis (almond), 1977 nucleotides. RefSeq lists its product as uncharacterized. The transcript is spliced from 6 exons. Bases 188 to 1858 code for a protein of 556 amino acids. NCBI's taxonomy places the organism in Eukaryota, Viridiplantae, Streptophyta, Magnoliopsida, Rosales, Rosaceae. The record is from RefSeq and is a predicted model, not a curated record. Gene Ontology annotation, molecular function: protein binding.